Emericellopsis atlantica is the source of this 1903-nucleotide messenger RNA. RefSeq names its product nucleoside transporter-domain-containing protein. The record is from RefSeq and is a predicted model, not a curated record. The transcript has a single exon. Gene Ontology annotation, molecular function: nucleobase transmembrane transporter activity; nicotinamide riboside transmembrane transporter activity. Gene Ontology annotation, cellular component: plasma membrane; fungal-type vacuole membrane. The coding region runs from base 354 to 1769 and encodes 471 amino acids. NCBI's taxonomy places the organism in Eukaryota, Fungi, Ascomycota, Sordariomycetes, Hypocreales, Bionectriaceae. Gene Ontology annotation, biological process: nucleoside transmembrane transport.
ACCCGCACAUGGCCCUUGAUUGUUAGUGCAUCUGAUAGUACCCACGCACUACGUUAGCAUCCCAAUCGUUCAAUGACAUGUGCCCGUCAUUGAUCACACAUCACGCCCCAGUUAACGGCACGCUGUCGCAGGUGAUCGCUGCAUCGAGCCGCCAUCCCGCGCAACUCUCCGAUCGCGGGCAGAUCAUCAGGACCCAAGCUUCCGACAGACGGCGUCACUCGACCCGGCACGAGCGACCACUAUUCCUCGACAGGUCAGUCGAUGUAGCCGACCCGUUCCCCAUACCAUCCCCGAGUUGGCUCGACCCUCAGUAAAGCGACAACCUGUGACGGAAUCAAGACGUGCAAGACGCGAUGCUGGGUCGAUCCAGCAAACCAUACGGCACGCAGGCCUCGUCCAGCAAUCCCGCCGAGUACGAGCCGCUGAACGCGAGCGACGACGUGACCAUUGCCGACUCCGACGAUGUAGAGCAUCAACCACGACGCUCGAGCCUCGAGGGCUCAACCAUGCACAGCCGCGCGGAAGAAGUGCCCUUCUCCCGGCUCGAGUACGCCAUCUUCCUCCUCCUCGGCGUCGCCAUGCUCUGGGCGUGGAACAUGUUUCUCGCCGCCGCGCCGUACUUCGCCGCGCGCCUGGCCGCCUCGCCCUCUAUACAGGCGACCUUUCAGCCGUCCAUCCUCGCCGUGUCGACCGUGACGAACCUGGUGGUCAUGCUGGUCCUGUCCAACAUGCAGACCAAGGCCUCCUACCCACUCCGCAUCAACAUGGCCCUGUCCAUCAACAUGCUCGUGUUUGUGUUCCUCACCGGAUCGACCGUGCUUCUGGCUCACGCCACACCAAAGGUGUACCUGGGCUUCGUGCUCGUCAUGGUCUGUCUGAGUUCGUGGGCGACAGGCCUGAUCCAGAACGGCGCGUUUGCCUUUGCGGGGAGUUUUGGACGGAGCGAGUACAUGCAGGCACUCAUGGCAGGGCAGGGCAUCGCGGGCGUGCUCCCGCCCUUGACGCAGAUCUUCUCGGUCCUCGCGUACCCUCCUUCUACCAAGGAAUCCGAUGACGGGGAUGACCAGGCCUCGGCAUUUCUCUACUUUAUCACCGCCGUGAGCAUCUCGCUCGGCACUCUCAUUGCCUUCAUCCCUCUCUCGAAACGUCAUGCACAGAUCGUCGAGAGGCGCCUAACGGUCGAGAUGGCUGGGUCCGUAGCCUCUGUCGAGGAAGCUGAACAGGCCGCGCGCAAGCCCGUCUCGUUGCUGCGCCUCUUCUCCAAGUUACGCUGGCUAGCCCUCGGAUUGAUUCUGACAUUCACAGAGACCAUGUUCUUCCCGGUAUUCACAUCCAAGAUCUUGUCUGUCAACGAUGGGCCCAAUGCAGGCACCCUAUUCCACCCGGCAGCCUUCAUCGCUUUUGCCUUCUUGUUCUGGAACGUUGGCGACCUCAGCGGUCGACUGGCCACGUCCCUGCCAUUCUCCUUGGGAGACCGACCAUUCCUACUCUUCCUGCUCUCGGUAGCACGGGCGGCGUAUAUACUGCUGUACCUCCUCUGCAACAUUGGCGGGCGUGGCGCCAUUGUGCCGUCCGACACAUUCUACCUCGUCAUUGUGCAGCUCGUCUUUGGCCUGACAAAUGGUUGGCUCGGCGCGAGUUGCAUCAUGGCAGCGGGCGCCUACGUGGAAACCGAAGAGCGAGAGGCCGCUGGCGGCUUCAUGGGGUUGUGUCUAGUUAUUGGACUAGCAACGGGAAGUUUCCUCAGCUUCACGGUGGCUGGCGUGUAAGCAAGCAAUACAGACACUGUCCACGAGUGUUUUAUUGCCACGAGUCAUGAAUUAACAAAGUAUACGAUUUGUACUGGGCGCUCAAUUUGUGAGCUGGAAACCCUGCGCCUAUGUGUUUGGAGAUAUUCUCGCCU